Molecule: messenger RNA, 1155 nt
Organism: Suillus paluster
Lineage: Eukaryota; Fungi; Basidiomycota; Agaricomycetes; Boletales; Suillaceae
Product: beta-lactamase-like protein
Exons: 7
Coding region: 1-1155 (384 amino acids)
Source: RefSeq, a predicted model, not a curated record
AUGAGUCCCAACAGCGUGAAUGGCUCUCUUUCCGAUACCCAAUACACACCAUCAAUUGAGCUGUUGUUCCUUGGAACAGGCACUUCCUCCUCCAUUCCUCACCUGGACUGCCUGACCGCCCCGCCCAAUAGAAUGCCCUGUUUGACAUGCCUAUCCACGCUGACUUCAGAAGGAAAGAAGAACAUCAGGCGAAAUACAUCCGCGGCUCUUCGUAUAUUGGGAAAGGAUGGCAAGAGAACGACCGUGGUCAUCGAUGUAGGCAAAAACUUUCAAGCUGCCGCCGUGGAGUGGUUCCCGAAGUAUGGAUUGCGGGAGAUUGACGCUGUUAUCAUUACACAUGCACAUGCUGAUGCCAUGAAUGGCUUAGAUGAUCUUCGAGGAUGGACGCUUGGAGGUGCCAUACAAACGCACAUCGAUGUCUAUGUUUCUCAGUCCACGUUCGGCGAAGUUCAAAGAUCAUUCCCUUAUUUGGUGUCAAAAGAAUUUGCAUCUGGGGGAGGCGAUGUACCUGAUUUUGAAUGGCAUAUCAUAGAAGACAAGGUCCCAUUUGAAAUCAAGGAUACGGGUGUCCGCAUUACACCAUUCUUAGUCCAUCAUGGCAGGUUGUUUACCACGAACCCUCCGCCAGCCUUUGCGCCGACACCAUUCGCGACUCAGCCGACAACUCCCAAUUUGUCGGGGAGGUCAUCCCCAGCGAGACCUUUGUCGGAUAUAUGCAGCAGCGCGACUCCCAAGAUUCAUCCUUAUUUGUGCUUUGGAUUUUUGAUUCAGGACACUAUCGUCUACAUUUCUGACGUAUCUUUGAUACCCGAUGAUACUUGGGCAUUACUAGAGUCGACAAAGAAACCGAUGCCAGUGUUGGUGCUCGACUGCUUGCGGCUGAGGGCCCAUACGUCGCAUAUGGGUGUUCGGGAAGCAGUGGCUACUGUGCGAAGGUUGAAUCCCAGACGAACCUAUAUGACUGGGUUCAGCCAUGACAUCUCUCAUGAUGAAUAUGUAACUAUCGGCAAGGCCGCGGGCGGAGACAGCCCUAGAGAUACGACUAGUAUGAGCGUCACGGAGCGUCGCGGGCCCGUGUGGAUUCGACCUUCUCAUGAUGGAUUGAGGGUAUUUGUGUCGAGCGAUGAUUCGGUCAAGGACGAGACGUACGACUGA